ACUUUCUGCGUAUUCAUCAUAUUAGUUUUCUUAACUUGGCUAAGAGAAAUGGCAAUUAAGCUUGCACUUGUAGUCACACUCUUUCUAAUGUCAUGCGCUGUUUCAAAGGGAAGAUCCCUUGGAUUUUCGACCAAGCAACUUGAUCGUUAUAGUUUUCCUCCUAAUUUCAGUUUUGGUGUUGGUUCUUCAGCUUAUCAGUAUGAAGGUGCAGUCGCAGAAGGAGGGAGGACGCAGAGCAUUUGGGACAACUUCACACAUGCAUAUCCAGAAAGGACGAAUAUGGACAAUGGAGAUAUAGCCGUUGAUUUUUAUCAUCGAUAUAAGGAUGACAUCAAGUUGAUCAAGGAAAUGAAUAUGGAUACUUUUAGAUUUUCCAUCUCUUGGUCAAGAAUUUUACCAAGUGGAAAACUAAGCGAUGGGGUAAAUAACGAAGGAAUUCAAUUCUACAAAAAUUUCAUUGAUGAAAUCCUAAAAAACGGAAUAAAACCUUUUGUAACUAUCUAUCAUUGGGAUAUCCCUCAAGCUCUGGACGAUGAGUACGGUGGAUUUUUAAGCCCUCGAAUCAUUGAUGAUUUCCGGAACUUUGCAAGAGUCUGCUUUCAAGAAUUCGGUGACAAGGUCGAUAUGUGGUUAACGUUCAACGAGCCUUAUAUUUAUAGUGUUGCGGGUUAUGACAAGGGCAAUAAAGCAGUGGGACGAUGCUCAAAAUGGGUAAACAGCUUAUGUGUGGCUGGUGAUUCGAGCACCGAACCUUAUGUAGUCUCUCAUCAUCUUCUUCUAGCUCAUGCUGCAGCUGUUGAAGAGUUUAGAAAUUGUGACAAGAUCUCCCAAGAUGGUAAAAUAGGCAUAGUGUUAUCACCAUUUUGGGUCGAACCUUAUGAUGUUAAUUCCCAUGCUGAUAAAGAAGCAGUUGAACGAGCUCUUGACUACUACCUUGGUUGGCAUCUCGAUCCUCUAAUCUUUGGAGACUAUCCAAAAGCAAUUAAAAGAAACGCUGGAAAAAGAUUGCCUUCGUUCACCAGAAAACAGACUGAAAUGAUAAGAAACUCGUUUGAUUUUAUUGGAAUAAAUUACUACAGUGCUCGAUAUGUCACACGCCAGCUUCAGAGCGACCCUUCACGACUUCGUUUCACCACGGAUCAACAUGUGGAGUACAAAGUGACAAAUCGUGACGGCGACUACAUUUCCUCAGAAUCGGAUGAACUCAAAUUUAUCUAUGUAUAUCCUGAGGGCCUACGAAAGCUUCUAAAUCAUAUUAAAAAUAAAUACAACAACCCAACUAUCUACAUAACUGAAAAUGGAUAUGAUGACUACGAUGUUGGGACAGUCCCACGUGAACAACUAUUAAAAGACACAAAGAGAAUAGAGUACCACGAGAAACAUCUUCAAGAACUACAUAAAGCCAUUACUGAGGAUGGGUGUGACGUUAGAGGCUAUUCCGCAUGGUCGUUGUUGGAUAACUUCGAAUGGGAACAUGGAUACACGAUGAGAUUUGGUCUAUACUACGUUGAUUAUGCAGAUGAUCUAAAACGAUAUGCUAAAGAUUCAGCCAAGUGGUUCAAAAAGUUCCUGGAGAGAAAGGAGCAAGCAACACCUUUGGAUCUGUUCAAUAGCAUCAAGAAAUGGUGGUCUGCUUUGCAGAUGGUCUAACUUCUCUGGAGAAUGAAUCAAAGCAUGAGAAACAAACAACUAGAGUCCUUGUUCUACAGGAAAUUAUAUAUAGAAAUUAGAUAUACAU
Messenger RNA from Brassica oleracea var. oleracea, 1738 nucleotides. RefSeq names its product beta-glucosidase 32-like. Bases 49 to 1650 code for a protein of 533 amino acids. Gene Ontology annotation, biological process: carbohydrate metabolic process. The record is from RefSeq and is a predicted model, not a curated record. Gene Ontology annotation, molecular function: beta-glucosidase activity. The transcript is spliced from 13 exons. NCBI's taxonomy places the organism in Eukaryota, Viridiplantae, Streptophyta, Magnoliopsida, Brassicales, Brassicaceae.